AUGCUAUUAUUAGGAAGAUAUAGUGGGCAUCACUCCAGCCUUAGUCUUUAUAAUCCUUCUCGUCAGAUAAAAGAUUCUGUAUCGAAAGCAUUCCGCAAUUAUCGAAAUGUUCAACUAGAACCGUUAGAUACUGUUGAAUUAGCCCAACAGCAAUCGGCAAAUAGAAAAACGGUUAGCACUGACGAUCUUCCUGAUGUUGGUGAUGAGAUUCCUAAUACAAUGGCUGUUACAACUACAAAACAUCACGAUGAUGUUAAACUCCAGCGUCCAAACAAAUUACCAGCAGUAUCUGAUCCAGAAUUUGUCAACACACUUCAAAAACACUCUCAGGUAUGCAAUGUUAUUCUUGAUUUUACUUGUGCAGAGUUUGAUGCUGAGGCAAAGCAAAUAAAAACAGAUUCUUUGACUCAAAUAGCAGCACUAGUUGAUACUGAGGCAUCCUAUAACACGCUCAACCCCGAUGCCGUUCAAAUAAUUUUAGAUAUCGUAGAACACCACGUUUUUCGUCCAGUCGAUCAAGUUCAACCGAAAUUUUUAAUUUCAGAUGAUCUUGCCACAUUUACCGACUGCUCAAUGCCCCAUCUUUCACUUGUUUAUGGAAUUCUAUCAAAAAUGGUAACUUUCGACAAAACAAUCACCAUUGACUACAUCACAAGAGUCAUUGAUCGCUUCUGGGUCAUAGAUCUUGACGAAAGGAAGCUUUUGGCCGACGUUGUGACCAAAUGGGCCCAAAUUCAGAAAAAAGAGAGCGAUAUCAAGAAAAUCGUAUCAUCAAAAAUCAACGACUACUUAUGCAAGCAAAUAUCCCCUCACGUUUUGAUUCCUUGUUUAAUUGUCAUCACAAAUCUCCUUAAUUUAGAGGAAGACAAGUACAUGCUACAGAAAUUCUUAAUUCCUUUGACAGCUUCACCGCAUUUUGUAUACUUUAAUAACGAAUUAUUUACUUUAAUCGAUAAAAUAUGUAAUUCUGAUAAAAAUCUUUACGUCGACGUCAUAGACUUCAUGGUUAACCACUGGCCGAUUACAAGACCCAGCAAACUAGUCAUUUUCCUCAAGAAAAUCAGCGUUAUGCUUCCAAAAAUUCCAUUACGCGAAUUUAAGAGAAUGCGAGUUCCCGUGUUCACGAGAUACGCGGAAGCCGCAUGCAGUCCUAACUACAAGGUCGCAGAAGCGGCUGCUUCCAUUUGGUCCGAGAUUACGCUUGAACCUCUGAUUACUGACAGUGCUAAGUACAUUUUCCCAAUUAUGGCACCGUCAAUAACCAGUGCUUUGGAGACACAUUGGUCCAGCUCAGUUAUUGACACUUUGAACAGAAGUAUCGAGAGUAUGAAUAAAAUUGACUCGUAUUUACUCCACGAAGCAGUGAAACAGAAGCCAAAGAAUGACAAGGACUUAGUGAAGACAUGGGCGUCUGUUUCUAGAGCUGCAAUGCACAAUGACAGAGAAUUACACUUGGCGGCCAAACUGUCAGAGAUACAGAAGAUUUUCACUCCGCCGAGAAAAGACGAAAGUUUCGCAAACCAGGGAAAUCAGAGACAGAUGGGAAAAAGCGUAACUGGAGUCAAAUUAGUACAGCCUGUGCUUUCUAACAGACACAUGAGGAGUUCAAUGUAUUGA
Molecule: messenger RNA, 1617 nt
Organism: Trichomonas vaginalis G3
Lineage: Eukaryota; Parabasalia; Trichomonadida; Trichomonadidae
Product: protein phosphatase regulator protein
Exons: 1
Coding region: 1-1617 (538 amino acids)
Biological process (GO): signal transduction
Cellular component (GO): protein phosphatase type 2A complex
Molecular function (GO): protein phosphatase regulator activity
Source: RefSeq, a predicted model, not a curated record